GCAUCCGUCCCUACCCCAGUAGUUUCGAGGCAUACAACGGCAAAAUGGCAAACACUGAUAUUGAUGCGAUCAUACAGUCACUAACGCUGGAGGAGAAGAUUUCCCUCUUAGCAGGUCGGAACUUCUCAGAAACAGUUGGUUAUCCAGAAAAGGGAGUUCCUUCGAUCAAGACCGCCGACGGUCCAAAUGGAAUUCGCUCAGCAGCAACAGAUCUCGACAUUAAGUCGGCGUGUUUCCCAGCAGCAUGCAAUCUCGCAGCGACAUUCGACCUAGACCUUGCCGAGAAAUUCGGCAAGGCUCUAGGUGCUGAAGCGAGAGGCAAGCGAGUUAACUGUAUGCUCGGCCCAACAGUCUGCAUGCAUCGCCAUCCUCUCGGUGGUCGUAAUUUUGAGAGCUACAGUGAAGACCCAUUUCUUACCGGUAAAAUGUCCUCAAAAGUCAUACAAGGACUUCAAAGUCUUGGUAUAUCAGCUACGAUAAAGCAUUUCGUGGCCAAUGAGCAAGAAACAGCUCGUACGACUGUUGAUGAGACCAUUGAUGAACGUGCAUUGCGCGAGAUUUACCUCAGGCCGUUUGAGAUUGCUGUGAAGGAAGCGAAUCCUUGGGCGAUCAUGACAGCUUAUAAUCAUGUCAAUGGUGUUCAUUGCGAUGAGCACAAGUGGCUCCUGCAAGAGGUCUUGCGUGGUGAAUGGGGCUGGAAAGGCCUUGUCAUGAGUGAUUGGGGCGGUACGAAUUCCGUCGCUGCAGCACUCAAUGCUGGUUUGGACCUGGAGAUGCCUGGUCCUCCCCGUCUAAGGAAGGAAGAUGCUGUCAAGGAGGCACUUGAGCGGGGAGAUUUGACAGAAAGCACCAUCAAUGAGCGCGCCAAGUCUGUUGUUGAGUGGGCGUUGAAGCUCAAGGCGCGUGAAGCAGAGCCACACUCUGUCGCUCUUGGUCAAGACACUAAUACCCCCGAACUGCGAAGCAUGAUUCGCGAGGCUGGAGCGCGGGGCAUCGUCUUGCUGAAGAAUCAGGGAGAUCUCCUUCCGCUGACCAGGGGAAAAGUUCAGAAGAAGAAGAUUGCUCUUAUCGGAUUUGCUAAAGACGCCAUGGCUCAUGGAGGAGGUAGUGCGGCUGUCAACGCGUACCGCAAGAUCACUCCCUGGCAAGGGUUGCACGAGGCCCUUGGCGAUGACGUCGAGUUCACAUACGCGCGAGGCGCUCAUCGCGAGCGUCUGCUUCCUGCUAUUCAUCCCGAUGGUCUCUACGGUAAAGUCGUGGGUCUUGAUGGGAAGCCCGGCUUCAGUCGGCAGCUGUUCAAGGAGGGUGAAGCUGAGCCCGUAUCUACUGUUGGACAGCCAACUUCUGCAUACUCGCCUCUGGGAUCACAAGAGUCACUGUGGAGGAGACUUGAAAUUGUCGGUGACUUUACGCCGGCUGAGACAGGAGAGCACUACAUCGCCUGCUCUGGAUUGGGGCCUACAAGGGUCUAUGUUGAUGGCGAGAUUAUUUACGAGCAGACUGCCAACUGCACUGAUCCCAUGGGCUCUCUGUUCCUCGCUGCUCCAGAGCCUGAGUUCCGUCACAAAUUCGAAGGCGGCAAGACUUAUCGAUUACGUAUCUGCAGUGAUCCACCUACCAAGAUCGGCCUGACCAUUCUUGAAGGUCGCAGUGGCGUUCGUGUCGGCUUCUCACUUGAAUCCGACCACGAUGCAGAUCUCGUCGGAGAAGCUGCUGACGUUGCCAAGGCUGCAGAUUACGCGAUCGUAUUUACCGGACAUGAUCCUCAAUGGGAGACUGAAGGUCGAGAUCAAGAUGGGUUCAAUCUUCCUCGAAAGGGCACGCAAGACGCUCUUGUGUCUACAGUGGCAUCGGUCAACCCCAACACCGUGGUUGUCAACUCUACCGGCGUUGCUAUCGCCAUGCCCUGGCUCGAACAAGUCCCCGCUGUCGUGCAAGCUUGGUUCCCCGGCCAAGAAUGCGGUUACUCUAUCGCGGAUGUCCUUACAGGAGCUGUCGAUCCUGAAGGUCGACUACCAGUGAGCUUCCCUAAGAGCAUUGAGGACUGCCCCGCGCACGGAAAUUUCCCUGGCGAAUAUGUAGAUGGACAGCUCAAGGUUACUUACGCCGAGGGUGUUUUCGUCGGAUAUCGUCACUUUGAUCGACUUCCUCGGGAGAAGGUCAACUUUCCAUUCGGUCACGGCCUGUCUUACACGACUUUUACAUAUGAUCUAGGCAAUGUGUAUCGCGAGGGUGACGAUUGGUAUGUCUCUGCUCAAGUAUCCAAUACUGGAAAGCAAGCUGGUGGCGCAUUAUUACAGAUCUAUGCUGGUCCAGCUGAGCAGUCUCCUGAUCAGCCGAUCAAGGCUCUCGUGGCUUUCCAGAAGAUCCGAUUGGAGCCCGGUGAGACGAAGUUGGUUAAGCUUCUUGUGAAACAGAGAGACUUGGCACAUUUUGAUACUGGACUGAAGAAGUGGGUGAUUGAUGAGGGCGAGUAUCGCUUCUCAUUGGGAGUUUCUUCAGCCGAUAUUGUUGGAGAUACUGUGGCCAAAUCCUCCAAAAUUUCUAUGCGAGUCUCGACUCUGCCUCCGUUCAUCAUGCACCUAUCACUUCAAGAGCUCUCCUCUACUAACUCGAAGGCGCUACUUUCUGCUGCUGGAUCUGGGUCUGGGUAUUGGUCCGGGACCGAACGUUACCAACACGCCGGGGCUGGUGGAACUCAUCAACUGAUUGGAAAAUUCACGACGCAAGAUGUCAAAGUCUCCACUACCGCAGAAGAUGCUAUUACGAAGUACUCACUCUCCGACACAUCGAGCGGCAGUUCCAAAGAGAAAGCAUUUUGCCGUACAUGUGGAUGCACGCUCUGGACUAUUCCGGCAGCAGCAAAGGGAAAAUUCUACAUGAUCCGGCUCCCAUUGCUGGAUGGAGGUAGGAAGUUGGCUUUGAGGGACAAGUGCAACUUUAGCGCUAGUUCGACUGCCUUCAUACAGCAUCGCCCGCCAAUAGCAGCGCCUUUCACUGCAGCUCAGAAUGGACGUCCCGUUGCUCCUCCAGCACCAGCAUUGCCAGUGCAGAGGCAGGGUAGUUCUCCUUCUAUGGCAAGCCCACCUGUUCCGAUCUUACCAGCGGUGAACACAUACGAGCCUCAACCGCGAAGGUCUAUGCCUCUGUCCUUGCCGCCACCACCGCCACAUCAUCACUCCCCAGUGACAUCUACCCCCGGCAGCGGUACCAGGCCGGACUCACACAGUGGCCAACGCAAUGUCGGAGCUUCAGUUUGUUCAAACAGUCCUUCUGCUGUUGACUCCAUGACGGCGGUCAUUGAUGAGGGUACCAGUACUGAGGAGUUCUUCGGUAAAAGCAGUGCUGGGUCGUUUACAGCUCAGAUCAAGAAAGCUAUAGACGUGAGACUGGGUAAACCCCCUAGCUCGAGUGAUAAUGCAUCAAGUACAUCUAGGUCAGCUGGUGUUAUGGGCCCUGCCUCAGUCACAUCACCAGACUUCUCAUACGUUCUACCUCCUCGGAGGCAGGCGGAUCAUCUAAUAGAGCUGUACUGGUUCUAUGUUGACCCAUUAUAUCCGUUUCUGGAUAGGAACCGAUGGACUCGUGCUUAUAAUGCGAUAUUCUCUGGGACGACGAUGGACUUAAAUGAGCGUGUCUUUGUCGCUACACUAAACGUCAUCUUGGCUCUGUCUACACAACUUGUGGAAUCGCAUUCGUUAGAACAGCGAGAACAGUCGAGUGAAACAUACUUCCAGAGGGCCCAGGAGCUGUUGCCUAUGAGUCCCUGGGAGCCUGGAUCUCUUGAACUGGUGCAGUGCCUACUAGUAACGAGCCAGUAUCUUCAGAGUACAUAUAACCCUCAUCAGACAUGGAUGGUUAUUGGCUCCGCCAUCAGGAUGGCUCAAGGGUUAGGGCUUCACCUGCCCGAGACGUCGGCGAAUCGCUCAGAUCCUGGUGAGCGAGAGCUGUUGCGCAGGAUAUGGUAUGGAUGUGUUCUGAUGGAUCGCAUGGUGUCUGUGACCCAUGGUCGCCCUGCCAUGAUCUCCCAGCAUCCUGCAAAGAAUGUACCGUUGCCAGCUGAAACUUCAAACGCCCAGAAUGGAAUGCAAGGCUUGGAAUAUUACAGCUUUUUCGUGAGAUCAGUGCGACUUUACGAGAUUAUCCACAAGACCAUGAUUGCCUUCUACGACGGCUCACAGGGCAAUCGGCCAAAAGAGAAGGAAUCCCACUUUGACCUUGAGGGCUUGGACGUUGAGGAUGAAGACCUCGAUAGAGUGGUGCAAUUGGAUCGCUGUAUCAGCAGAUGGCAGUCAAAGCUACCAGAUCAUCUAAGAUGGGAGUUGUUGGAGUUAAAUAAGGACGAGAUAGCACGUCGACAAGCCGUGAUCCUUCGCAUGAGAUUCCUCCACGCGCGUAUCCUGUUGCUAAGGCCAGUCCUAUCCAGAUUCUGUCUCACCCAAUCUCCCCAAGAUAAGAAGCCCAUGGACGACAACUUGCAAGCUCGGGUCGUUCAACAGGGCGCGAUGUUCUGCGUCACGACAGCUCAGAACAUGAUCAACACUCUGGUGAAGCACCAAACACUAGAUAGCACUGUUGGUCUGCUUCCGGCAUGGUGGUAUCGAGUAUACUAUAUCUACUCCGCUGCUACAGUGCUGAUCGCUGCCAAACUUCGACCAGAUGCUUUCUCGGCCGCGGAAAUCGGAAGAUCUUGGGGUCAAGCUAUCUCAGUGCUCAAGGCUCAUGAGCAAUUCGGCCAGUCUCCCCGUAGAUGCGUGGCGGCUUUACAUAUUCUUUCAUCAAAGAUCUUGCAAGCGACGCCUCGUGGCUCACCAGGACGUGAGACGGGGAACAACAGCAGACCCGGAGAAGGGAAUAACCCAGGCCUCCCUCAGCAACCGAUGACAAACAUGGAGGUCCCUGAUCUGGUUCAGCAACUUGCUGAAGAGUUCCAAACCCCGAUACCGGACUUCAAUCCUCAGGAACUUGCGGCUUUCAACUUGGAUGUAAAUGAUAUGUCAUGGCUGAACGAUAUUCAGGGAGUUUGGGAGCUUUUGAACGAAUAA
Fusarium oxysporum Fo47 is the source of this 5045-nucleotide messenger RNA. RefSeq lists its product as uncharacterized. The record is from RefSeq and is a predicted model, not a curated record. Gene Ontology annotation, biological process: DNA-templated transcription; glucan catabolic process. Gene Ontology annotation, molecular function: zinc ion binding; beta-glucosidase activity; DNA binding. The coding region runs from base 45 to 5045 and encodes 1666 amino acids. Lineage: Eukaryota; Fungi; Ascomycota; Sordariomycetes; Hypocreales; Nectriaceae. The transcript is spliced from 9 exons.